Molecule: messenger RNA, 2190 nt
Organism: Penaeus monodon (black tiger shrimp)
Lineage: Eukaryota; Metazoa; Arthropoda; Malacostraca; Decapoda; Penaeidae
Product: insulin-like growth factor 1 receptor
Biological process (GO): protein phosphorylation; positive regulation of kinase activity; multicellular organism development
Cellular component (GO): signaling receptor complex
Molecular function (GO): ATP binding; transmembrane receptor protein tyrosine kinase activity; protein binding
Source: RefSeq, a predicted model, not a curated record
CGACGACCGCUUUGUCAUUGGUUAUUACGUGUUCUAUAGAGAGACAGAUGAGAACGUAACGCUCUUCGGAGGACGUGACGCAUGUAACGACAAUGAGAUUUGGCGGAGAGACUUUUGGGAGUAUAACAAGAAGCAAAACAGGUCGGUUUUCAUAGAAGGACUGCGCCCGUACACGAGGUAUGCGCUGUAUGUUUCUGCGUCCUAUACGGAUGCAGAAAAAAACGGCAAGCGGUCGAAAAUAAUUUAUAUCACCACUUCCCCUACAAAUUCGACGCCUGUCCGGGAGAUCCGUGUAGCGCAUGCGACCUCCCAAAGUCUGGCACUCGCCUGGGGAGAACCUGCCAACCCGAAUGGAAUUAUUACAUUUUACGAAGUUAUUUAUGAAAAGACAUCCACGCACACCUUCAAUCCAGCCAUAUAUGCGCAUGUGUGCGACAAGGAUUUUGUCAGCUCACUGUCUGGGUCCGGCGUUAAACACACCUUUUCGUCUGGAAACGAGGGCAGCAUUACGAAUCCUUCCGCCUUGGGAGGAAAAAGUGAAGACGACGAGAGGAAGAAUGUUUGUUGCCAUUGCCAAGAUGGUCACGUUGUGUUAACAAAGGAGGACAGGCAACAUAACAUCGAGUUUGAGAACUACUUGCGACGAAAUAUUUACAUCAAAUACGAUGACGACGAUGAAGGAAAUUCAUUUCCUCGAAAUAAUCGACAACGAAGGGAAAUUACAGCGGAUUCGGAGAGAAGAAGGCAGCUUCAGGUUGUCAGGCCUAAGUCAUUCCUUGAAAGAAGGGGGAUUUUUUACCGGAGAACCACAAAUACGACCAGUCUAUUGCUGACAGAUCUCCAGUACUUUACAAGAUACAAGGUAAAACUACGGUCGUGUCAAGGCAGUGAGUCAGAACCAAGAUUUUGCAGUGAGUGGAAAGAGUACGAAGCCAUGACAUCACCGGACCGUAGAGGGGUCUGGCUGGUUCUGGACCGUUCUUGUGGCCUUCUUGUGCGGGGGAAUGCUGGGGAUCUGCAUUAUGGAGCUUACGGUUUGGUUCAGAAGGCGCCAACGGUCUGCGGGGCCCGAUACACCGCAAUACGUCACCCACAAUCCUAACUAUGGAGAAUUACUGCUUGGAGAUACGCUUCAGCAAAUCAAGGAGAAGUAUGUAAUCUCAAGAAAUGCUUUAGAAAUCGACUUAAACAAUAAGCUCGGAGAAGGCUGCUUUGGGCUAGUAUACGAAGGUGCACUUUCUAUGGCUUCAGGCACAGAACUAAAAGUGGCAGUAAAGGCUCUCAGUGAACAGUCAGCGUAUUCCGAAGUCAAGAGAUUCUUACAAGAAGCAGUUAUAAUGCAAGACAUCAACUCGAACUUUGUUGUACGUUUGGUUGGUGUGGUUGCCAACUUUCCCCCCAUUUACGUGGUGAUGGAGCUGAUGGAGCGCGGGGAUCUGAAAUCAUUUCUUAGGUCUGAAGUUGGAGGAUCUCUGACCCAAGAGAAAAUGGUGGAAAUGGCAGUUGAAGCCGCCGACGGCAUGGCUUACCUCGCCGCAAAAAAGUUGGUACAUCGCGACCUCGCUGCUCGCAAUUGCAUGCUAGAUGAAAAUCUUACACUUAAGAUUGGAGAUUUUGGUUUUACCAGAUACCUCAGCACUGAAUACUACCGGAAACAAGGGCGAGAACUGCUGCCGGUGCGUUGGAUGGCUCCAGAAUCACUCCAGUAUGGUCGUUAUUCUUCUCGGUCAGAUGUAUGGAGUUAUGGCGUUUUACUGUGGGAAAUUGUUACAAGAGGAGUGCUUCCUUAUCAGGGUUAUGUGAACGAAGAAGUAUGCGCUCUAGUCAUAUCUGGAAUGCGACUGGAGCGACCACAUAAUGGACCAGAAUUUAUUUUCUCCCUAAUGGUACAGUGUUGGAAAUCACAGGCUAAAGAACGGCCAACUUUUAUCCAGCUUGUAAGGCUUCUCUUAACUAGGACGUCACCAGAAUAUCUGAGUUACUUCGAGAGGGUGUCAUUCUUUCACAGCUCCAGCUGCUGUGAUUCGGAGAGCACGGAGGAUAAUGACGAAGGCUUCAUUGCCAGUGGUUCACUGGAUCCUAGCAUUGAGGAUGAGGAGGCAAGGCAUUCUCUUUCAAACUCCCUGCCACACUCCCUACACCACGUGGAAGACGACCAGGUUAGAUUUUCUACUUUAUUAUAAUGGAAUA